AAACCAUUUGCUCUUGCAAUGCAGAUCAUCACCUUCGCUACUGUGCAUUUCCUGCUGCCUACGAUAACCGCUGCUGCUACGUCAGCUUCGUCGAGGUGCGUGGUCGACUGCCAAGGAAACGAGCCAGCCAACAUCCAGGUUUUCCGUACCAGCGAUGCGACAUACCCGGACAUCCAACAGAAGAAGUGGCGGCCGGUGGUCCUCAGUCGGGGGUGGCAAUCCCCAUCGUCAGCAACAGCAACGCAUUCACCAGAUAUAAACUGGGGGCGGCCGUCGACACAGCUUUGUGGGCUCGGCGACUGCGCAUCUGCACAGCUCGCUAAACCAUUUGCUCUUGCAAUGCAGAUCAUCACCUUCGCUACUGUGCAUUUCCUGCUGCCUACGAUAACCGCUGCUGCUACGUCAGCUUCGUCGAGGUGCGUGGUCGACUGCCAAGGAAACGAGCCAGCCAACAUCCAGGUUUUCCGUACCAGCGAUGCGACAUACCCGGACAUCCAACAGAAGAAGUGGCGGCCGGUGGUCCUCAGUCGGGGGUGGCAAUCCCCAUCGUCAGCAACAGCAACGCAUUCACCAGAUAUAAACUGGGGGCGGCCGUCGACACAGCUUUGUGGGCUCGGCGACUGCGCAUCUGCACAGCUCGCUAAACCAUUUGCUCUUGCAAUGCAGGUUAGUCAACCAUACGCUCUCUUUGCUAAAAAAUCUAGCAAUUAUUUCCUGAUGCAGUUGCCGAGCCCGCACUGCUGUGCCGCCAUUGCUGUCGAAUGUGCUCAUAUUAUUCAUGCCUUGCUGAUUUUGGCCGGUGAUGUGGAAAUAAACCCGGGUCCUAACAUUCCUGAAAACCUACUAACCGAAUUGCGAAAACUAACCGCCGGUCAGAACCAGCUGAUCACUGAAAUUCAUGGUCUUAAGUCGCAACUUACUUUUACCGAUAAAGCAAUUACUGAUCUAAGCAAACGAAUGAAUGAUCUUGAGAGUCACUACCAGACACUUUUGCCCAUUCGAAACGAAGUGGAUGCAAUGCGCACCACGACUGAACAGGCUAUUUUUCGCAUUUCCGAGCUCGAAGCACGUAUCGACGAUGCCGAAAAUCGCUCACGGCGGGACAACCUAAUUUUUUACGGCAUUCCUGACCCUUCCAGCUCGGAAACCACUGCAGACUCCGAAAGAUUGAUUGUGGAACUUUGCCGCGAUAGGUUGCAACUAACCAUCGACCCUAAAGAAAUAGAACGUGCACAUCGCAUCGGUCGUCACUCCCCCAAUCACUCUCGCCCCCUCAUAGCAAAAUUUACUUUCCAUAAAACCAAAGUUAACAUCCUUUCGAGUGGCCGAAAGCUUAAGGGCACUGACUACAGUAUUAGCGAGGACUUUUCGCGAUCAGUACGAAAUUCCCGAAAACAUCUCGUUGCUUUCGCAAAAGGUAAAGGCGUUCCGUUUUCACUCCGCUUUAAGACUUUGUUCAUCGGUUCAAGAAGAUACACCUUUGAUGCCGCCUCGAGUAGUGUCAAAGAGUUGUCAUAGCAGCUACAUCACCCCAAACAGAAAAAUAACAUAACACCAACUUGCUCCAGAGAUAGCGCUUCGCUUUCUGUAAUAUACACGAACGUGCGCAGUUUCCUGCCAAAGCGUGAAUUGGUGUCGAACAUAGUUUCAUCUACCGGUAGCAACGUACUAUUACUAACUGAGACAUGGCUGAGCAGCGCCGUUACUGAUAGCGAAGUUCUAGCCGACCUGCCCGGUUUUUGCCUCUAUCGGAACGACCGCGCAGGAACCCGUGGUGGUGGUGUGCUAGUCGCUGUUCGUGAGCAGUUGCCAUGCUCGCUAAUUAACGUCACAUCAGAUCUUGAGAUGCUAUGGGUCAUAAUGCAUACCUAUCCAAAAAAAGUGCUACUUGGUAUCUGUUACAGACCGCCCAGUGCUACUCCUGAUUUCUGCCAUCAACUUAACAACGUCAUAAGCGAACUGGUAACCACCCACCGAAACGCGCAAAUCCUGCUCUUCGGUGACUUUAACUUCCCACAAAUAGACUGGCGUACCAUACAAUCAUUCUCGGUAUCCGGACACACAGAGGCCAAAAAUUUUGUUGAUUUCUGCCUUAACUUUAACCUUUCCCAGCUAGUAACUGAACCAACCCGGAUUUCGCAGCAAACUGCUAACGUCCUCGA
This is a messenger RNA of Dermacentor andersoni, 2162 nucleotides long. RefSeq lists its product as uncharacterized. The record is from RefSeq and is a predicted model, not a curated record. Lineage: Eukaryota; Metazoa; Arthropoda; Arachnida; Ixodida; Ixodidae.